AUGACACGCAAACAUCACCGUUGCUGCUGCUGUACUGACUACGUCCACUACUACUACUACUACUACUACUACUACUACUACUACUACUACUACUACUACUACUACUACUACUACUACUACUACUACUACUACUACUACUACUACUACUACUACUACUACUACUACUACUACUACUACUACUACUACUACUACUACUACUACUACUACUACUACCACAAAGCCAAUUUUUGUGGAGGAAGCGUGGAUAAGGCAGUCUGCUUCACUGCGAUUUAG
Messenger RNA from Echinococcus granulosus, 273 nucleotides. RefSeq lists its product as hypothetical. The coding region runs from base 1 to 273 and encodes 90 amino acids. NCBI's taxonomy places the organism in Eukaryota, Metazoa, Platyhelminthes, Cestoda, Cyclophyllidea, Taeniidae. The transcript has a single exon. The record is from RefSeq and is a predicted model, not a curated record.